Molecule: messenger RNA, 6508 nt
Organism: Elgaria multicarinata webbii
Lineage: Eukaryota; Metazoa; Chordata; Lepidosauria; Squamata; Anguidae
Gene: TECPR2
Product: tectonin beta-propeller repeat containing 2
Exons: 20
Coding region: 142-4545 (1467 amino acids)
Molecular function (GO): protein binding
Source: RefSeq, a predicted model, not a curated record
UCUAUGAAAGGAUAAUGCCUAACAUUUCCUAAUAUAUUUGCUGCUAGAGAGAUGGUUUGGAUGCGAUGAAUUUCUGGCCCCUUAAAGCCAUAGGAUUCUUUGAUAGAAGACAGCAGACCCAUAGGUAAUAUAUAAAUAUAGAUGUUUACCAUGGCAUCGGUGACACCAUCGUUGACCUUCAGGGAGUUCUGCCCCUUGUACUACCUUCUCAAUGCCAUUCCCACAAAGAUCCAAAAGGGAUUUCGUUCUAUUGUGGUAUACCUCACCGCGCUCGACACCAAUGGGGACUACAUUGCUGUCGGCAGCAGUAUUGGAAUGCUGUAUCUGUACUGCAGGCACUUAAACCAGAUGAAAAAAUACAAUUUUGAGGGGAAAAAUGAAUCUAUUACUGUCGUGAAACUUCUGAGCUGCUUUGAUGAUCUUGUUGCCGUUGGAACCGCUUCGGGCAAGAUUGCUGUUUUUCAGCUUGUCUCUUCAUUGCCUGGGAGAAACAAACAACUUCGUAGGUUUAAUGUGUCUGGUUUCCACAAAAGUAGCAUCACAGCCUUGGCAUGGAGUCCUAAUGGAAUGAAAUUAUUCUCUGGCGAUGACAAAGGAAAAAUAGUCUAUUCUGCUUUGGAUCUAGAUCAGGGUCUUUGCCACUCCAGUUUGGUACUGGAAGAACCAUCUUCAGUUGUGCAGCUAGAUUAUAACCAGAAAGUGUUGCUGGUCUCCACUUUACAGCGAAGUCUCCUUUUUUAUACGGAACAAAAGUCUGUCAAGCAAGUUGGAACCCAACCCAGAAAAAAUACUGGUAAACUUGGAGCGUGUUUUAUCCCUGGGUUGUGUAAGCAAAGUGAUCUAACACUGUUUGCUGCGAGGCCUGGGAUCCGCCUUUGGAAAUCGGAUGUCCAUGGAAUUGUUCAAGCCACAUUUAUUUUGAAAGAUGUAUUUGCUGCUGGAAUGAAGCCUUUUGAAUUGUAUCCUCGAGUGGAACCCUUAAACAAGAGCAGCUCUAAUUUCCCGGAGAGGCAACUUGGACUCAUUUCCUGCUUUUUCCAGGAAGGUUGGGUGCUGAGCUGGAAUGAAUAUAGCAUUUAUUUAUUAGACACAAUAAACCAGACUAUGAUUGGCAGCUUGGAAGGAUCUGGUGAUAUUGUGUCUGUGUCCUGUACCGAAAAUGAGAUUUUCCUCUUAAAGGGGGACAGGGAUAUCAUUAGGAUCUCAAGCAGACCUGAAGGAUUGGGGUCAAUAGAUACGGAUUCAAAAUUGAUGAGCCCGUCACCUGACCUGAGUCCAAAAUUGCAGAGCCCACACUCAGUAGUUGUAUCUCUGCCCUCUAAUCCUUCUCCAGAAGUAAACCCCAAAUUCCCUUCAGCCCAAACUCGUGGUGAUAAAAAUGGCUCCGUAGGUAGAACUGACCUGGAAGUAACACUACUUGCAGAGAAAAUUCGCUCUCAGAGCUUCGAUGGACUGGGGGACUUGAGCACUGACCCGAGAAGAAGAGGCUACUCAUUACCAAAUGAACCAAGAAGUAGGAGCAGCUCCAUGAAUUCUGUGGACAGUGGCUCUAGUUUCUUGACCAGCAGCGAUCAAACCUCAUCAGAAGUUCAGAGAGAAGGUCAGGUUUCUUCACAGCGGUUCAGUCUGAUUAGCUCUGAAGAUUUUAAUCAGGAAUUCAUUGUCAAACCCAUCAAAGUGAAAAAGAAGAAGAAGAAAAGACCAGAAAAUGGAACCAGGAGAAUUCCCAGCUCUCUGGAAAGCUCACCAUGUUAUGAGCAGCAAGGCUUCGCUGAGAGCCCUCAGUCCUUAUAUGCAGAUUCCCUCUCCGUUAAUUCUGGCCUGGCGGGCAGCAUCGUGGACCGCUUAAGCACGAGUUCUGCAGACCAGGAAAGCGUAUUCAGUGCAGAAUCCCAACACGUGUUGCGUGAAGAAAAUGGCUCUGAAACGUUCAGUGUUCUUCAGUCUCCCGAGUCGGUAGCUGCUCUCACGCCAGAGGACAAUGACAGUGCGCCUGAGCUGCUGAAGUUUUCUAAUGGGGAGAGCGAAGUGGGCGGGUCGUCUACCGUGGACUCCUUGACGUCCGGUUCCCCCUCGCUUCUCACAGAAGACAAAGUGGGGAGUGCCGACAUUGAGCCGAUCUGGAGCCUUCUGUCUGGGCGAACUGAAGCCAGCUCAACGCAGCCGUCCCAAGACGAAGAGUUUCCUCCCCCCUGUAAAACGGACGACACCUUAGAUAAAUUGGUUCUUCUGGGUACUUCAGAUUCUGUGGAAGAGACAAGCCCUGAGAAAGGGAUGUCUGUAAAUGUGGGAACGGCCUCUAGUGCUGGGGAAUCACUUGGCCAGGAUGUGGGUGUAGAGACCCACACAAAGCAGGAGCCACAGGAACUUCUAAUGGACCCGAUCCCCUCCAAUCUCACUGUUUCUCCUCCUGCCCUUUCCAGAGAAGAGGCAUGUCUUCAAGAGAGUGCGUUACCUGGGCAGGAUUUCUGGGGGACAUUCAAAGCUGAAACCAGCACGAACCCUGCCAGCGCAUUGAUAAGCAGCACCCAUGACACUGGAGCUGAGAGAUCUGCGUCAAGUGAUGAAGAGGAUAUCUAUGGGCACAGCUUGCCUUACUCCUCUUCAGAGACUAGUGUGGCAGAAAUGGGAGUCUGCCUACCUCCCCAGGAUAAAGUCAGAACAAACAUAGAAGAGGGAGUGCUUUUAAAGUCCGACCAGUUUGCAGAGAGCUGGAUGGGCUACGCAGGUCCUGGCUAUGGAAUACUGAGCCUGGUUGUCUCCGAUAAAUACAUUUGGUGCCUGGAUUACAAAGGCGGCCUGUACUGUAGUGCUUUACCUAGUGCUGGUCUGCGUUGGCAGAAGUUUGAAGAUAAUGUCCAGCAGGUGGCAGCCUCUCCUUCAGGGACUCUUCUCUGGAAAGUUGAACAAAAAACCAAUAAAGCCUUUGCCUGUGGAAAAGUAACAAUAAAAGGGAAACGUCACUGGUACGAAGCUUUACCCGAAUCGGCUUUUGUAUCUUUGAGUGAUGACACUGCCUGGAUUAUUCGAACGAAUGGAGAUCUGUAUCUGCAAACAGGCCUGAGUGUGGAUCGUCCCUGUGCCAGAGCAGUAAAGGUGGAGUGUCCGUAUCCGCUAUCGCAGGUUACAGCCAGAAAUAACGUUGUCUGGGCAUUGACUGAGCAGCGGGCGCUUCUCUACCGUGAGGGUGUGAGCAGCUUCUGCCCUGAAGGGGAGCAGUGGAAAUGCGACAUCAUCAGUGAAAUGCAAGCUCUGGAACCGGUGUGUGUCACUCUUGGAGACCAACAGACCAUUUGGGUUUUGGACAUCCAUGGGAAUCUGUGGUUCAGAGCAGGUGUCGUUUCAAAGAAGCCGCAAGGGGACGAUAACCACUGGUGGCAAGUAAGCAUUACCGAUUAUGUCGUGUUUGACCAGAGCAGCCUUUUCCAGACCAUAAUCCAGGCUACCCAGACAGUAGCCACAGUAGCCCAGGCCCCGGUUGAGAAGGUAGCCGACAAACUCCGCACAGCUUUCUGGUCACAGCAGCUUCAGUGUCAGCCGAGCCUCCUUGCGGUCAGCAGCAGCGGCGUCUGGAUCUCCUCUGGAAAGAACGAGUUUCACGUAGCUAAAGGAAGCCUCGUAGGUACAUAUUGGAAUCACGUUGUGCCUCGUGGAACUGCUUCGGGCACAAAAUGGGCUUUUGUGUUGGCUUCUGCAGCUCCAACGAAAGAAGGAAGCUUUCUGUGGCUGUGUCAAAGUAACAAGGACCUAUUUUGUGUCAGUGAUCGAAACCCUCAGUUCCAUCCUUCGACAGUUCAGCUACCCUCUGAAGGCGAAAUGGUAUACUAUUCGGCCUGCCAGGAUGCCAUAUGGAGCUUGGAUAGUCUGGGCCGAGUCUUCAUAAGGACACUUUCGCCUAAUUGCCCAACUGGGAUGCACUGGACCAGACUGGACCUUGCUCAGUUAGGUGCUGUGAAACUUAGAAGCUUAGCAUGUGGAAAUCAGCACAUCUGGGCCUGUGAUAGUUGUGGCGGCAUCUACUUCCGGGUUGGAACGCAGCCUCUGAACCCAAGUUUGAUGCUGCCUGCAUGGAUAAUGAUUGAGCCGCCCAUCCAGCCGGUUGGAGUCAACCUGAUUAGUGUCUACUCGAGUCCUAAUGAUCAGAGCCUGUGGGCGAUUGACAACAGAUGGAACGUUCAUGUACGCAUUGGGAUUACUGAGGAGAUGCCUGUAGGCACGGAUUGGGAACAGGUUCCAGGGCUUCAGGCAUGUGAGCUGGCGAUAAGCACGAGGACUGUUUGGGCGCGCUGCCCUAAUGGGGAUGUUGCACGGCGGUACGGCAUCACUGACAAAAAUCCUGCGGGAGACUAUUGGAAGAAGAUUCCUGGGAAUGUUGCUUGUUUGACAGUUACUCCUCUAGAUGAAUUGUGGGGAGUUGGUCCUUCUGGAUAUCUCCUUCAGCGUCUCACAAAGACUUUCCAUCAUUCUCACACCUUACAGAAACAGAGCGAUGCAUCUAUGUCGUUUCACUGUGAUGAUUUUGAAGAUGAGUGGGAAGUAAUAUGACAUCCUCGAGGAUGUAGAACAGUAAUAAAGCAAGAAAACAUGCUUGGAAAUCCUGUUACACGCCAAAUGCCAGGCUUUUAAAGCCACCGACAUUUGACAACAUUAGCACUUUGGUAUAUAAAAACUUGACUUGUCCAAUAACCCCCAAAUUGUGUAGUGAGGUGUCUUGUUUCAGUAUCUCUCAGGUGAGAUGGGCAACGUGGCUUAAAGAAAUUGUGAACUUGUCAUUAUUGUAGUGGUUCUAUUUUGAAAUAUAACGUAUCAAUUUAACCUCAUUAGCAGCAAAGCUAUUUUGCUCUAGCAUGCAAACUAAUAUCUGUCUACAUUGGGAAGGACUUCUAUUCCAUUAGCUAUUUCUCAACAGCAGAAAUAUUUGUAAAGUUUCUUCUUGUGCUUCUUUUAGUUUGCCCUUCAGAGAAAACAAAAAUAUGUGAUAUUUCUCAGUAGAAAGUCAAAUUGAUGUGCAGUUUGGUGUUGAGUUGAAAAUCUUUUAGGAUAAUUUUAAUUGUGACUUCCUUGACUCCACUAAACCUUUGCUAUGUGGUGAGCUAAUUCCACUCAUUGCUGGGGAGUUUAAAUUCAUCCCAUUCUUGUCUAAAACAUUAGUUCUCCUUAUGCAUACAUCAGGACAUUAAUGGCUUUUGUUCCACAGACACCUAAGAGAGCAUUUAGUAAGUCAGGCUUGUAAAAUAAUAGUGGCUUUGUGGGUGACAUUUAACACCACACUUAACCUGACUGAACUGUGCCUGUAACCAGAGCAGACUCUAAAUUUCCUUUUUGUACCAUAAUUUAGAAUGAAAACGGGGGGGGGGGGGGGAAGUGCUAAUAAAGAAAUGUAUCCCAUAAGAGAGUCUCCUGGUAUUCGUCAGGAUUUGUCUUCGCAAUGGUCAAUUUUUAGCUACAUUAGCUAAAUCUUGCAGUGUCUUAUAUUUGAGAUGUUUACAGCACAGAUACUUUAUAAUCUACUAAGCACUGCAGCUUAUAUUUCAUGAAGACUAAUUUUCUUAAAAAACAACUAUAAGAGAAAAUGUAUCUUCCAGCAACUUAGGCUCAUAAUAUUUUUUUAAGUAUAUAUUUAUUUGAGGCAUCCUUGGAAUGUUUUAAACAGCUGCUAAUGAAUCUGCAAAUGAGCCAACUUCCAUGGGGAAUAGAGAGCUGGUGAAUGUGAGGUGGAGGUAAAGGGACGUGGUUUUUCCCCUUCUUAAACUGCCCUAUGCUAGAUUUGUGGGGAGAACUCAUGCAAGCCGGGAACACAGAUUCUCUCUGCCUAUUGAGAAAUAAUUUGGGUCACUAUACAGACCUGUUUUGCAACAGCACUUGCAUAAUUUGUGCUCAGUUGUCGGUCUACUCUUUCAGUUUAGGGUGACUAGGAGGUCAUAUUUGUUUCCCUCUGAGAGCUGAUCUGUUUUGCUUGAUCUCUUCCCUCGUCUAUAUAUGGAGCUGGCCUCAGAGUUUCCUUUUUUAGUCCACCAUUGGAUUGUGACCAACUCAGCUUCUGAAGUUUACCUAGUUCGCUUAGCAGGCUGUUUUGAGGAACAUCUCACCGAGUGGAACUUCAGAGUCGUAAACAACAAACAAACAAAACCUUUGAAGUUGAAAACUUCCAGGGUCAGCACUAUUUUACACUACUCCUGGCCAAAUGUUCACAUUACAAUACAAUACUGGGGGGGGAAAUAAAUGACAUUUUUGUAUAGGUACUACACUUUUUUUAAAAGCCUUCUUGGUCAUGGCUUAGCUUGCUAGCAGCUUGUAUUCCAUAUAAUGGUGUACCUUGCUUUGUUCAUAAAUACGAACUGGUGUUGACAACCCUUCCAAGCCAAUGAGAUAUUUUUUUGUAUUGACGCAUUUAACAAUCUGUAAUGUUUACCACCUUUCAUUUCAUUUCUGUACAUUUGUGUUUUGUUUCUGUUGUGCUUUCAGAUAAGUGCAAUAAACUAGCAUUUUCUAAAAAGGAAACAAAAAA